Messenger RNA from Aureobasidium melanogenum CBS 110374, 1605 nucleotides. RefSeq lists its product as uncharacterized. The coding region runs from base 1 to 1605 and encodes 534 amino acids. The record is from RefSeq and is a predicted model, not a curated record. Lineage: Eukaryota; Fungi; Ascomycota; Dothideomycetes; Dothideales; Saccotheciaceae. The transcript is spliced from 2 exons.
AUGGUUGAGCAACCAGGAUUCACAGCCAAAAAGUCUCCUGCUCGCUCGGAACAGGCCUCAAUACUCGAUAUUCAAUACCUCAAAGGCCGCGUCUCAUGGAUCCGAGACGAGCUAGAUCCCAAUGUCGCUCGCGACGGCCCGGAUACCCUACGACCUGAUAACGUUAUUACUCUCUUCAAGUUUUUCGAACAGCUACGCACAUCUCGCUUGAGUCUUGAAGCUAUUCGCGACUCUCGCAUACAUCUGGCCCUUAUCGAGAUUUCUAGGCGUGCUACCAGAUGGCCGGUUAGACUUAUUGAAGAAGCUGAAGAAAUUAUUCUCAAAUGGGAGUCCGAAUGGGGUCCUCUUUCAAGUGUCAAGGUCAAUCUUUACAAUACAGGCGGAAGGUUACAUGGCAUCAGCACUCCCGAAGACCUCCAACGAGAAAUUCUACUCAACAAAUGGUCACGUAAAGAGACUGCUUGGGUCAAUCCGAAUUUAGCGAGGCGAAAUGGAGACCUUGGUUUUCUACCAGGAGACUGGUGGAUCAACACCAUGUUUGCAUAUCACGAUGGAAUCAUUGCCAAUCCAUCAUCAGACAGUGGCGUCACCACCUGCUACACACAAGCAUACGCCUUACUGCUAGCAGAUGGCGAUGAACUAGAUUGUACAGAUCCAGCACACUUCAUAUAUCGCUCGACCUCUGGAGACUCUAGACGGUAUCACCUUUGUGCCGGGACACUGGCUUCGAGGCGGCCCAUUCGUGUGCUACGAAGCCAUACUUUGCGCAGCUUUUUCGCUCCACGUGCUGGCGUCAGAUACGAUGGGCUUUACAAGGUUUCCGGAUGGCGAAUCACUCAGGAUCCAAAGACAAAAGAGAUCAACUAUUACAUCUCCUUCGAUCGUCUGCAUUCGGAGCCGCCCCUUGGUCCAGUACUAGAGCAUCCAACUGCGGAAGAAUUGGACGACUAUCGUGAGUAUAAACGUAUUCGAAAAGAGAUCCGCCAAAGUCGCAGCCUCUUGCGUCACGGUCUGCGAUUUGAUGCCUCCAACACCGCUUCCACCUCUACUCAGGACCGCAUGUCGCUACCCAAGAAGACCGAGAGUCAUGAUACCGCGAGAAGUGUCGAGAAAUCGAUCUCAAAGAGGAGAGGUAGCUCGAUGUCUCUACGACUUACAGCUUCUGAGCCUGUCUCUGAUCGAAAUGUGCGAACAAAACCUGAAACGAAACUUGAUGACAACCCUUUCUUUGCUAGCCCGACGCCUGAUGACAAUCCCUUCUUCUCUGGUGGCCUGGACUCGCAAACUGGACUCGGCAAGAUCAACACACUGCGUCCUGAUAUGAUCAACUACGCACCUGUGCUGCAAGCCGCUUCUGCUGCUGGCGCAGCCAUAGAUCCAUUCUUUGCAAAUGCUUUAGAAGAGCAAGCAACGAAGAGGGCAGCUGCCUUUAGAUUAAGCAUCAGCCCACCAACAUCUCCACGUUCUCCAAAAGCGAUGAGUCUUGGUCUUGGUGGCAGAAAGCCAAUGGUCGGAUUUAUUAGCACCAUUCAGGAGGCAGAUGAGCCGAAGAGCCAUUCAUACAUGAGGCGAGACUCGCAGAGUCCAGUGCUUACCAAAGGCUGA